Closterium sp. Yama58-4 is the source of this 561-nucleotide messenger RNA. The record is from the annotation of a GenBank genome assembly. NCBI's taxonomy places the organism in Eukaryota, Viridiplantae, Streptophyta, Zygnematophyceae, Desmidiales, Closteriaceae.
AUGGCGGUGACGGCGGCGAACCUGUCGACGUUCGGCGGCAUCGCGACGGUGUCGCUCGUGCACUCGCUCAUCCCCACGCACUGGCUGCCGUUCAGCGUCGUGGGACGCGUGCAGAAAUGGACCAUCCACCAGACCCUUUCCAUCACGGCACUGGGAGCAUUCCUGCACGUGCUAUCCACGUCCAUCCUGGGAUUCACCGCAGUCACCAUGGCACACACGCUCGCAGGCGAGGAGGCAGUAGAGGCCAUCGCUGACGCGUCGCUGGGGACCAUGGCGAUCGCAGUGGCCGUGCUGCUCGCCUGCACGCUCUUCGUCAUGCUCACGCUCGUUGCACUCUCCUUCUAUGGGGCCUCACAGGUGAAAUUCGGGUGGCUGGAGCGAUAUGAGAAGCUGGUGGUGGGGGUAAUCCUGUGCGCUGUGGGCAUUCUCACCCACCUCUUCCACCACCACGACCACCCACACGGGCACUCACACGGACAUGCAGGGCAUGCAGGUUCUGUGUUUGCACCGGGGCAUACAGACAUCAUCACAGCUGGCACCAUGCUGAGCCAUCACCACUGA